UCCGCGAUGCAGAAGACACUGUUUACCGUUCUCGUGGUCGCUGCUUGUGUAGGCAUCAGCACCGCACAGGUGUCCUGUUCUACAGAAUGUUUGAACCUGGCAAAUCAGAUUCGCAACGCCGACAGUAUUUUCACUGCAGCUUCCCUUUAUAGCGAGUUUUUCAUCGAUCGUUGCAAUAUCCAGUGCCUAAACCAAAGAUCACAGACUACAACUACGACGACUAGAACAACUCCAAAUACAGCGACACCAUCGACAACAACAUCAAGGAUAAUAUCAACAACAACUGCGCAGGAACCGCAUAUCAAAUCUGGUUAAUAUGCUAACGUUUUGCAGAACAACACUCUGCAUGGCAUAAUGCACGUUACAAACAACGCCUGUGACAAUAUCACCCUGGUCAACGCAGAUUUUGUGUGGUAUUUACAAUAAAGAUGCACCAAUUUAAACCACUGAUUUCUGUGUAACAAUAUAUAGCACCAGCAUUAAAUAAAAUCAAUCCAGCAGAAA
Schistocerca nitens (vagrant locust) is the source of this 504-nucleotide messenger RNA. RefSeq lists its product as uncharacterized. The transcript has 4 exons. The record is from RefSeq and is a predicted model, not a curated record. Bases 7 to 315 code for a protein of 102 amino acids. Lineage: Eukaryota; Metazoa; Arthropoda; Insecta; Orthoptera; Acrididae.